This is a messenger RNA of Durusdinium trenchii, 1200 nucleotides long. The record is from the annotation of a GenBank genome assembly. NCBI's taxonomy places the organism in Eukaryota, Dinophyceae, Suessiales, Symbiodiniaceae.
AUGCUAAGCCUUUCCUCCCCUGUCAAUGCGCCUUUGCCGCUGCCUUGGCCGCUGCCGGCGCUGAAGAAGCACCAGGCCAGCAAGGGCAACAUUGGCCCAAGUGGACGACCUUUGGCCUUUGCCUGUGGAUCAGUGUGGCUGCUUGGAGCUUUCCGCCGAAGUAUGGCCAAAGCUGCGGAUUUGCACUCGGUGGUGGUCCCGCUUUCUAUGCCUCCACUUCUGCUGGGCUCUGGAAGCGAGGUGCGGCGACAGUUGCUUGAGGCUGCAGGUGUGACAUUCCAAGUGCGAGCACCAGGUAUUGAUGAAAGGAGCCUAGGAGACAGAGCCAAAGAUGCAGAACAGCUGGUACAUUUGCUAGCGCAAGCAAAGGCCGAUGCUCUGCUCUCGUCUUUGAAGCACAGUGAGAAGCGCCAACUUCUUCUGACUGCUGACCAGGUGGUGACGUACAAGGGAACCAUCCGCGAAAAGCCAGGAGACUUAAAGGAGGCGCGUACCUUUCUCUUGUCCUAUGCCGGAGGAAGUUGCUCCACUGUUGGAGCGCUUUGUUUGCAUGACCCUGCAACAGAUCUGCGGGUAAGUGGCACGCAGCUUGCAACCAUCCAUUUCAAAGCAGAGCUCGGUGAUGAGGACGUUCUAAACCAACUAGCAGCGGACAAGAGCCUUCUCAAUUGUGCUGGAGCUUUGAUGGUUGAGCAUCCCACUAUCCAGAAGUACGUGGAAAGGAUCGAAGGCGACCAGGACAGCGUCAUGGGACUCUCCACCGUGCUUCUCAAGCAGCUCUUUGACCGUUUGGAGGUACUCCGGGAGUCCUGUCUUCAGUACGGCCCUGUCUUGGGUCGUGAUCUCGCCACCUGGGCCGUCGUGGGGGACUGCACCAACGAAGCGAAGCCCGCCUCUCGUGUCGUCCGCCGCCUUGAGGAGGCUGGGCGCCGUGUGAUGAAAGUGAGUCCCUACGACAAGACGGGAAAGUGCUAUGAGAAGCUGGAAGAUGUGCCAGAGCAGGUGGACGCAGUGAACCUUAUCAUCUCCCCAAAGAUUGGUAUGGACGUGCUCAGCACGAUGAAGAAGAAAGGUAUCAGGUAUGUCUUCAUGCAACCCGGAGCUGAUGCGGAGAUGGUCGUGAAACAAGCAGAGUCUUUGGGUUUGGUGACGCAGCGUGGAUGUGUUUUGAUCCAGGAUCUUCCACCACUUGAAAGAUAG